AUGACUAUAAAAGACAUUAAACUUACUAUUUCCAAAAUAAAGUUCAACUUGGAUGAAAUAAAUAAUUUGCAAGAGGAAAGAAACAACAUAUACGACUUGGAUUUAACUCCUUCGAAAAAUGAUAACUUUGAAAUGAUAAGCUUGAUACUGAAAACACGACAGUAUUUUACUUUUAUCGAACAAGAUAUGAAUGAUUACUUUGAUAAUCUAGAGAAAAAUGGGAUACUAGAUGAGUUUAUGAAUUUGGUUAACCAGUACACCAAAAUAUUUGAGGAACUAUCCAAUGACACUAAUAUCGAUAUAUCGGAAUAUAAAUACGUGUAUAAACUUCCAACUCCCAGCCAGAAUGGCACAGAAGCCAAUCCCGUUCAAAAGUCGGUUAGGUUUAAAGAUACUCCUGACGAUAACGAUGCUAGUGAGCUAAUGGGAACUAGACAUACAUUUCAACCAUACAAGGAUGAUCCAGACGAGGACAGCUCAGUCGAGCAUGAAGAUAUAUCUGAUCAUCAAAUGUUUGCACAACAUCAACAAACAUUGAUGAGACAAGACCAAGAUCUAGAUGUUUUGCACCAACUGAUAUCGCGCCAGCAUAUGAUGAGUCAGGAUAUUAACCAUGAACUUGAUGAUCAGUUGAUUAUCUUGAAUGAUCUAGAACAAGGUGUCGAUCUGUCUUUGGGUCAUUUAAAUUCUGCAAAUACACGAUUAAGGCAUUUUAGAACUUUAAUGAGAGAAAACGGUAGUCUAGUCACUAUUUGCACCUUAACAGUUAUAUUAAUAUUAUUAUUAGUUAUACUUAACUAG
Messenger RNA from Candida albicans SC5314, 801 nucleotides. It is a transcript of the gene SYN8, whose product is annotated as syntaxin. The coding region runs from base 1 to 801 and encodes 266 amino acids. NCBI's taxonomy places the organism in Eukaryota, Fungi, Ascomycota, Pichiomycetes, Serinales, Debaryomycetaceae. Gene Ontology annotation, cellular component: SNARE complex; endomembrane system. Gene Ontology annotation, molecular function: SNAP receptor activity; SNARE binding. The record is from RefSeq and is a predicted model, not a curated record. Gene Ontology annotation, biological process: intracellular protein transport; vesicle fusion. The transcript has a single exon.